Messenger RNA from Saprolegnia parasitica CBS 223.65, 903 nucleotides. RefSeq lists its product as hypothetical. Gene Ontology annotation, cellular component: endoplasmic reticulum membrane. The coding region runs from base 32 to 859 and encodes 275 amino acids. The transcript has a single exon. NCBI's taxonomy places the organism in Eukaryota, Oomycota, Saprolegniomycetes, Saprolegniales, Saprolegniaceae. The record is from RefSeq and is a predicted model, not a curated record. Gene Ontology annotation, biological process: fatty acid elongation, monounsaturated fatty acid; fatty acid elongation, saturated fatty acid; fatty acid elongation, polyunsaturated fatty acid. Gene Ontology annotation, molecular function: fatty acid elongase activity.
GCUCACUCUUGGUUUUGCCAGACACCGCACGAUGGAAGCCCUUUGGUUGCAGUUUGACGCCGCCGUGCGCCCGAUGGAGAAGGUCAUCUUGGAGUGGGCCGACCCGUCGGGCCGCUACGAGCUCUCGCCCACGAAGGACUGGGCGAUGACGGACUUUUCGACCGCCGCCGCGAUCGCGCUCGCGUACCUCGUCUUUGUGAUUGUCGGCACGCUCGUCAUGAAGUCGGGUGUCCCGGCUAUCAACACGAGCGCGCUCCAGUUCGUGUACAACCCGAUCCAGAUUGCGCUCUGCUCGUACAUGUGCAUUGAGGCCGGCAUCCAGGCCUACCGCCACGACUACUCGGUCAUGCCGUGCAACGCGUACGACGUGGCCAAGCCGGUCAUGGGCAACGUCAUGUGGCUCUUUUACGUCUCGAAGAUUCUCGACUUCAUGGACACGUUCUUUAUCAUUGUCGGCAAGAAGUGGAAGCAGCUCUCGUUCUUGCACGUGUACCACCAUUUGACGAUCUUUUCGAUCUACUGGCUCAACAUCCGCGUGCUCUACGACGGCGAUGUCUACCUCACGAUCAUCCUCAACGGCUUCAUCCACACGAUCAUGUACACGUACUACUUUGUCUCGGCGCACACCAAGACGAUCUGGUGGAAGAAGUACAUCACGACGAUGCAGCUCAUCCAGUUUGUCACGAUGAACGUCCAGGCCUACAUGACGAUCUCCAAGAAGUGCGACGGCGCGCCCAUGAACGUCUCGAUCAUGUACCUCGUGUACAUCCAGUCGCUCUUCUGGCUCUUUAUGCACUUCUUCAUCCAGUCGUACUGCCAGACGCCCCGCAAGGAGGCGUCGGCCAAGAAGACCAACUAAAAGUGUCGUAAUCUCAUACUCGUCCACUACUACCAGUCCCCAAC